Molecule: messenger RNA, 2343 nt
Organism: Adineta ricciae
Lineage: Eukaryota; Metazoa; Rotifera; Eurotatoria; Adinetida; Adinetidae
Source: the annotation of a GenBank genome assembly
AUGGCUGCUAUAACAGAAACUGAUAAAAUGAAUUUUCGAACGCAAAUGGUGAAUGGUAAACCUCAAAUUUUCUACGAUGCAAUCGAUGAUUCGUCGACAAAAGCAAGAUCAAAGAGAAAUAGUCGAGCAAUAAAUACUACAACCCGGCAGUUCGAUCAAAGAAAUAAAGGAGAUAAUCAAAAAUAUGUCGAACCAAAAAGACAACCAACUAAAAAUGAUCAGUCAACGAAUAAAAAACGAGUUAACGAAGAUGAUUCAUUAGGAGUUUAUAUGACUAUGGAUGAAAUCGCUGAUCUUGUCACUGCUGUGAAAGAAAACUCUAAAAACGAUUCAAAUCAUACUUCAGAUACCAAGGCAUUGUCGCCACCACGAUAUCAUAGUGAACCAACAGUUGCAACUACUGUACCGAAUUUAGAUUUAGGAUUGGAACCGCCACCAUUACCAGUAUCUCAAACGACACCGCGAGAAGAGACAUUGAACAGAAUGGCAAGUAAAAAACGUGAGAAAUGGUUGAAAGAAAAAGCUGAAAUUGAACGAAUGCAACUGGAAAUCGAAUAUGAUCAACUCAAACAUCAGUUAUCACCGCGUCAGAAGAAAAAUGCAUCACCUCAACGAUCAACGUUUCAAUACGAUUUUCCUCCACCAACGACGAAUAAAUCGUCGGCUCCUGCAUCUUCAAAGCAAAACGGCCAGCAGUACGAUAUGUCAACAAGAAACAACGAAGAUGAAAGUCAAGAUCCAGCGAAAACACGACUAAUGGAGAAAAAGCAGCAGCAAUGGAAUCAAGAAAACUCGGAUAAAAUGCCAUACUGGGAUCCAUUUGGACGUCCAGGCGCUGGUGCACCCAAACGUCAUGAUACUCAAUCACGAAUAUAUAAUCCGAUAGCAAAUGUUCCUCCACUUCAUCGCUCUCCACCACGAGUGCAAGAAAAUUCCGUAUCUGCCAUUCCUCCUACCGAUCGAGGGCGUGUUCCAGCUGCAAUGCGAACGAACAUAGCAUUUGGUAAUGAUCGUCAUCAGGAAGACGUUGAAACACUCAAAGAAAUGGAACGUCGUCAAUGGUUAGAUGAUCUACAUAAACAAAUCGAAGAAAACAAGCGGAAAAAAUAUGUACAGCAGGAAUCUGAACGUCGGCAAGAUUUUUUACGUGAUAAAGUACAUCCACUCGUUCAAGAAGCAGCCAGUCGACAUCCACCACCACCACCAUCAUCUGACGUUUCUUCUACACAUCACAAUGAUGUAAAAUCGAAUGGUGCAACAUCGAAUCAAAGAUCUGGAGAAAAUCUGUUCGGUUCAAAUUCGAAUAGUAAAUCUGAACCGCCUCAUUUGCAUGUUGGUUUUGACCGACAGCAAGCCUAUCGACCAAGUGAUGCUCGUCGAGAUGAAGCUGUCAACACGGUUGACGCUACAUUUCGAGGAGAUCAAACUGAUUAUCAUCGUCCGCCGAAUCGUCGAGGGCCCAGUAAUGCAUACGAAGAUUCAGAUCUCCCUCCUCAAGUUCCUAAUCAUCGUCGUGAUGGAGUCUAUCGAAAUAAUUCUCACCAUCCAGGUAGAAAAACGACUCAUAUGCAUUGUCUUGACGACAAUCAGUCAUCACGACAUACAUCACAUGCAAAUCAUCAUAUGAACGCACAUAAUACUAGUACAACUUCCCAAAUGAAUGGUCAACGUACGAGCCAUGGUCCAACUGACGUUCAUAAUCGUCCGUUAUGGAACUAUAACCAACAAAAGCGUGGUGAAUACGUUCCCAAUUCAAAACGUGACCCACAUUAUGAAAAACGACAGCGUCUUAAAAACAUGGAACUAGGAAACUAUGAUUGUAUCGACGAUGUGCAAAAGAAAACAUGUUACAAUCGUUGGAACAGCGAUAGCGAAAUCGAGAAAAAACAAGUAACACGUGCUCGUGUUCCAAAAACAGCAAGUCAUGGUCAUCACAAAGAUGAAAGCAUCAUGAAUUUACUCAGAGGGCAACAUAAACAACAAAAUGAUACGUACGGAACAAGAUAUCCUCCAAGCAAUCAUGUCAAAACAGAUGAUCAAUAUACUUCCAAUCAUCCGUCAUCAUUAGAAAGAUAUGAUAACUAUGUGCCAUAUUCACGGACUGACGAAGCGCCUGAAUCGUCGCAACCCGUGGAAACAACAUCUUAUCAACCAGUAUCAGAAACGAAUGCAAAUACAAACUAUCAAGCACGCGAUUGGGAAAAUACCGAUCGACAAUAUCCUACUGCACAACCUAUUCAGUAUAGUACACCUGCAACGAAACAAGAACAAAUCUUACAACAACUAUCGACUAUUAGAGAGAAUAUGAUUCGUCGACAACGCGAAGUUGUUUCUCCGAUAUGA